Trichoderma asperellum CBS 433.97 is the source of this 750-nucleotide messenger RNA. RefSeq lists its product as uncharacterized. The record is from RefSeq and is a predicted model, not a curated record. NCBI's taxonomy places the organism in Eukaryota, Fungi, Ascomycota, Sordariomycetes, Hypocreales, Hypocreaceae.
AUGCGCAGACGCAUGGCACGAGCGUUUGCAGAGCGUUUGCUUCCUCGCUUGGUUGAUAUUGUGGUAACUGACACAAACUCUACUCUUCAGUCUCAACAAGACAAAUCUGCACACAGAAGAUAUUCUCAAAGUGCUUUUACGAGCAAGCAAAUCUAUUUGACAGGUGAAGAAAACAAGGAAAAGAUGAGUGCCAAUUCGGAGUGGGUGUCUUGGUACGACAAGCCGCACAAGCGACAGUCCGCCGCCGCUCCAGAGAAAACGUCAACUCUCGGCGCAGACGAGAAGGAUGCGUCCAUCACCGACCCCAGCACCGUCAACCUCCAGUCCGGCGUCUUCAACAAGGUUGCCAGCACCUUUACGCAGCUCUUUAGUCACAAGCGGUCUCAUCUAACUCGCAACCAGACCCAGACCCGUCUUGGCUGGACCACCACCGGCGAGCUAGGCGUGCUACGUCAAGAGCAGGACGCGCAGUACGAGUUCAUGGAAGAGCUAGAGCAAAAGAUUAAGGACCUCAAGAAGGAGGUGGAGCAGCUAAAGGGCCUGGUCAAGGCAUACGAGGCCAAGAUGGAGCGCAACGACGACCUUUUGCAGCACUGCAUGCACUGGAUCACGAUGGCGCAAGUCUUUGGCGACGUGCCCGUGGCGAAGGACCGGAUGGGGUGGAAGCCUGGCCGGGACGCGGCACUAGAGGGCAGCAGUGAGGACGGCAGUGAGGAUGGAGAUGAGGGAGACAACAAUCUAGUUUGGUAA